Messenger RNA from Oreochromis niloticus (Nile tilapia), 5137 nucleotides. RefSeq names its product CBP80/20-dependent translation initiation factor (gene ctif). Gene Ontology annotation, biological process: regulation of translational initiation. Gene Ontology annotation, cellular component: cytosol. Gene Ontology annotation, molecular function: protein binding; translation activator activity; RNA binding. Lineage: Eukaryota; Metazoa; Chordata; Actinopteri; Cichliformes; Cichlidae. The record is from RefSeq and is a predicted model, not a curated record. The transcript is spliced from 14 exons. The coding region runs from base 271 to 2361 and encodes 696 amino acids.
UGAGUGCACGUGUCAAUGAUGCCAGCAGACCGGACUGAACGUCACAUUCCUGCAUUCCCUUUUCCCUUAGUGUGGGACGUCGGAGUUGCCACUGGAUAGCUAAUCCUCUUCCCCCCUCGCUUUCUUUUAGAGAAACACACCCAUGACACGGCGGAUUUAAUCUCUGGAGGCGACCCCAGGUUCGCCAGGAGUUCGCAUUUCACUUCGGGUCACUUUCCUUUCUCCCUCCCUCCCCUUCCUCCCCCUCCACCCAUCACUGCACCCGUUGCCAUGGAGAGCUCUUCGGUGGCGUCUGCGUCGUCCGAGGCUGGGAGCACACGCUCGCAGGAGAUAGAAGAGCUGGAGCGCUUUAUCGACAGCUAUGUGCUGGAGUAUCAAGUGCAAGGGCUUCUGGGAGAAAAGGCAGAUGGAGACUUGGACUUGGACAGUAGCUGCAAGGUACCCCAGUGGACAGAUGACUGCAAUGAUAAAAAAGAUGGUAGCUGGACAUCAUCACAAGGACGAGGCACAUCUAAGCCAGAUGAAUGGGAACACAGCAGUAAUGGCAGCACAGGUUCCAGGCCCAGUUCAGGGUCCAGACCUGGAUCUGGCUCACGAUCUGGCAGCAGGGGGCACAACAACCAGUACAAAGGCUCUGCCAAGAAUGGCAACAGAGAGGGAUCCUUUGACAUCCUGGGGACAGACAUAUGGGCUGCUAACACAAUGGACUCACAUGGAGGUGCAGGCUGGGACGUGCAGCCAGAGAAGCUGGACUUUAGCCAUUUUCACAGAAAACACUUCAGAGGAACGCCAAAGCACCUGCCACACAUUGACAGAGAAGGGAUGAUCAAAAACAAGUUUGAAGAAGAUGACGGUAUAGACAUGAACGACAUAGAAAGGUUCCUACCCCAUCUUCGCUCGGUCUUCCCACCCCUUCCUAACGAGGCUGAGAUCGCACACACCAAAAAGCUCUUCCGGCGCAGGAGGAACGACCGACGAGCAUUUGAUCAGUUCACCCGAGACCAGUUAACCGUACUUCUGCCUACUGGCCCAGGGGGAAAGCGUCAAGUCUGUGCCAGGAGACAGCAGCGGCCUCACGGCGGCGGAGGUGGCGGAGGAGGGAAGAACCAGCCUCAGUCACCGCAGCAGCAGAGGGAUCAAAACCAGCAGCAGUCCCCAAACCAGCAACAGCAGAGUUCAGCAGAACAAGGAGAUAACAGAAACAGUUGCGCCGGUCGGCCCCCUCGCCAGUACCAAGGAGGACAUGGGCAGCGCCAAGGAGGGCCCUCACAUCACGGAUACAGCCAGAACCGGCGUUGGCACAACAAUCAGAAAGGUCAGGGGCAUGGACAGACAAACGCUACGGGUGAUAAAGGAGUACCCCCAAGAACAACCAAAGACAAAGAGACUGAGAAUGUAAAACUGGGUGACGAGCACAUCAGACCUCUUCUAGACUGCAGCAGCAAGAGUCUCAGUGAGUCACCCAAAUCUGACUCGACGCCAAACACGACCGCUUUCCCCGAUCUGACGGCUUACAAGGAAUCUCCCAACACACCGCAAAGUGGAAAGGCAAGCGAGGGCCAGUCGGAGCAGCCCAAAAUCUGCCUUCUGCAGUCGUCAAAGGAGAGGCUGAGGAGGAGACUAAAGGACAAGGAGGAAGCAUGCGUGCAGCAGUCGGGCCCCGGAUCACGGAAUAUGGACCGGCUAGUGGAGCUUCUCAACAGCAUGAGGAGCAACAGCAGUGGAGUAGAGCAACAGCUGGCGUCCUUCAUGGAGGAGGCGCAGUCCUCGGCCCGUUCGGAGGAAACCCUCGCUCAGGUGGUCAGCGCGAUCUACUCCAAGGCCGUGUCGGACAGGAGCUUCGCGGCAACAGCUGCGAAGCUCUGCGACAAGAUGGCGCUGUUCAUGGUGGAGGGGACCAAGUUUAGAUCGCUGCUGCUCAACAUGCUGCAGAGGGAUUUUUCCCGCCGCGAGGAGCUCCAGCAGUCAGAUGUGGAGCGGUGGUUGGGUUUCAUCACCUUCUUGUGCGAAGUGUUUGGUACCAUGAGGAGCUCCGGCGAGCCGUUCAGGGUGCUGGUGUGUCCCAUCUACACUUGUCUACGAGAGCUGCUAGAGUCGACGGAUGUUAAGGAAGACGCAGUCCUCUGCUGCUCCAUGGAGCUGCAGAGCACAGGCCGACUGCUGGAAGAGCAGCUCCCCGAGAUGAUGACAGAGCUCUUAGCAGCUGUCAGAGACAAGAUGCUUUGUCCCGCCGAAUCUCCGCUGACUCGCUCUCUGCUCAUGGAGGUCAUCGAACUGCAUGCGCACCGUUGGAGCCCCCUGGAGGCUCUCACUACCCAGUACUACAACCGUACCAUCCAAAAGCUCACCACCACUGCCUAGGUGCCGGCUCCCACAGGAGAAGAGGAGAUGUGUCCUCCUCACCCCGACGAAACAGAUGUUUUGUGGUUUUGCAUUGUAAUAAUCUCUGUUGCCUAAAGAAGUAAAUGUCGCUAUUGAGCUUAACUGUAAAUUCCAUUAUUAAAAAACAAAACAGAUAAGAAAAGGUGACCACUACCACAGACAAAUCAUGUAAGAGCCUCGUAACAGGUAACCCAAAAAGCCAACACUACAUGUGCCACAUUUGGCACACAUUUGAGAAGAUGGUAACUGAUAGGUAGUCAGUGUGGGUGUGUUCGGCCACAUGGAGCCUGAGAGCUUGGCUGGCUGCUGGAUAAAGGAGGGAAGAGACAAGAGAGGGGUCACGUAGCAGAGAGGAGGAGAGGGCAGCGGUCUGUCCGUGGGGAAUAGAGAGAUCUGUGCCCAGAGAUGAAUGGAGAAUGGAGAGCGAAGGGGCGGGUGGGGGCCGGGGUGGUCUGUGUCAGUCUCUUCAUUGUGUUCGUUUGCCACACCUCCCCUCCUCCCCUUCCCUCUUCUGUCUCUCCGUUAGCCCCCAGGGUCUGUGUGGCUGAUAAAAGAGAGGAGGAGGCAGGGAGCAGACACAGUGCUGUCUGUCUGGGCUGUCUGCCCUGCCAGGCCAGGGACCAGGUCAAAGGGCCUCGCUGUGGAGCCCCCCACAGCUCCUCCCUGCCUUUGUCUCCCCGACCCCCCCCCAGUAGGAAGCCCUUUUGAGGGGAUGAGACAGCGGGCCUGCUGGGCCAGGCUGGGUUGGGGAUAAAGAUCAGGCUGGCUAGAGUAGGGUGACAGAUGGCUGCUUGAGCCCCUGUGAGACGACACACUCCAAGCACACCCCACUGGCACCCCAACUCCCUGUUCCCCAAGCUCAGCUCCACACAGCCAAUAGAAGCAGUAGAAAUAUUGCAGAGGGUGGGGUGAGGGGGGAGCAGCAUUAGGAAAUUAAAUCAGACACUGCUGUCUGAUAAUUCCUUUGUUUUUGUCUUGCUACGGAAUGUCUCUUCUCUUGUUAAGCCGUGCACGUCUAUGCUUUGUUAACCACAUCAUCAUCAUCAUCAUCAUAUUUUUUUUAUCAUUUAUUGUUUUUGGUUAUCAAUGUUUCAUUUUGAAGUCCUGUUUUAAUGGUAAUAUGUAUGAGAUAUUAUAGUCGUAGGCCUUAUUGCACAGGAUCGAUUUGUUUUGCACUGUUUUGAGGCGAUUUGCUUUAAAAACUCGGAAAAAAACAGAAGUAGGAAGUUUGAAUUGGAAUCGGUGCUUGCAGAGUAACGGUGAAUUCAAGUAGAGAGAGGUCUGAGUUGAGCAUAGUGAGGGAUUUGAGGAUGUUUUAAUGGACUAGUGGCCUUGUCAAUUAUCCUUUUUUUCUCCCUUGUUUGGGGCACAGCAGCGAGCGUGCUGAGGACUUUAUUGCAUCGUUGUGUUGUUGAAGGAAAUAUAUAUAAAUAUAAAACAACAGAAAAAGUGAUGUGACAACUAAAAGAAAAAAAAUAAGCAUGGCACACAAUGAAGCAGAAGUACAACGCUUCUUUACAAUUUCCUCCUACGCAAGCCAUUCUUUGCAGUGGACGUUUGUUUAAUAUCGACUGUAUUUUGGUCUUGAUUUUUUUUUCCUUUUGGAGAGAAAUGACAACUAUUAACCUGUGUAUUUGAAAAUGACAAUGACGACAAGAAAAAUCUUAACUGUUUGACCUCAUAUUAGCUAGUCAUGUGUGACCCUUAUUCCAGCUAACGUGUGUACUGCGAUAGUCAUACCAAGCCAAUCACGUUUGUUUGGGGUUUUUUUUUAAUGGGCUCUCUAUAUAUAAUCUGCAUACAAUAUAUUUACAAGUAUUUUUUAAAAAGAACAUGGGAGGACAAAAAAACACUUAAAUUUGGGGAAUAAUGCAGCAGUGAUGUUACACAUAGGAAGACUGUGGUUGUGUGGCUACAAGUUAGCUCAUGCUUUUUCAUCAGGAAGUAGCUGUUUGGGAGUAAUCACACACACAUAUAUGCUUAGUUCCCACUGAUUCUCUGUGGGCGGUUUUUAUAUUAUUAUUAUUUUUUGUGUCUUGCAUCAAGAAUUAAGAUCCUGUGUGGUAGAAACACACCCCAGAAGAUUAGUUAGAUGAGAUGGGUGACUUUUAUUUUCCUUUUUUAAGCUCAGAUGUUUUUUGAAGAUGCAUCCCAAUCAUCUGUACGUGUGUGUGUCUGCUUAAGAAGUGAUCUGUUUUAAUGUUUUGUCUUUUGUUGUCGUCUUAUUUUGUUUUUAGGUUUGUAUUUAAAUUAUAUUUAGCUCAUUUAUAUAUAUAUAUAUAUAUAUAUUAAAAAGAAACAUUUUUUUUCUUCUGGUGGGUUUUUAAACACAUCUGAAGCAGUGAUACCUAGCUUGCUGGCAAGUGUGUAAGUUUGGUAUUUCUGGAUUUUCCUUUGUGAAAAAAGAAAGAAGGCCAUCAGUCAGUAUCCAUUAUGCAAAGAGCGGUUCCCUCUCUCAGCAGAUUGGGGCAGGUGGGGAUUGCCCCAUCGUCUGUGGCACCCCCUCCCCCCACCUCCAACCCCUUGUGCCCUUAGACCCCUGUGCUCGGGUCACGUGACUCAAUCGACGACUGAAUGAGAUGCACCCUCAUUUGGAUAUUCUUGUGAAUCUUGACAAAACGAGCGGGCCGGCCGACGCGUGAACGAGCUUUUUGGAUUGACGACGGUGGGUCAUCUGUGAUGAGCUUUUGUUUUUGUUUUUCUAAGCAGCUGAAAAAAAUAAACUAACAGGAAAGAAAAGAUGUGCUGGAAUAAA